GUGAAGUCGAACAAAUGCAAAGGGUACAACUUGUUCCUAAAGAUGUCUUCGAAUAAGGGAGCUACAUUAGAUGAUGCCAUUGAGAAAGAUGGACAGCAACACCAAGGCGCACCACCAGGAUACACUGAAUACCAAACAGAAUAUGCGCAGUAUCAUUCCAAGCAGCAGGUUGGAACAGCUCCUCUUGGUGUUGUAGUUAAUCAGCCCCAGGUAGUGCCAUCUAUGGGUGGUGUCAAUCAAACCGUGAUUAUUCAGCAGGGUGGAGGUAAAACAUGGUCCACUUCCCUAUUCAGCUGUACCAGUGAUAUGAAAUCAUGUUGUUUGGUGACUUGGUGCGGCCCGUGCUACGAGUGUUGGUUCCAUUCUAAAAAUAACGAGUCGUGUUGCACUCCAAUGUGUGUUCCAGGAGCUUCGAUCGCACUCAGGACUAAGAUCAGAACCCAGAAUAAUAUAUUGGGCAGUAUCAUUGACGACUGUUGCAUGGCUUGUUUAUGCGGUCCGUGUACUCUUUGCCAGAUGAAGCGAGAAUAUGACAUUAUUCAGAUGGAGAAAGACGUAACAACUGUUACAACUACACAGAAUUACUAAUGAAUCAAGCAUCACUAAUGUUACUGUAACAAACACUCGUACGACAGGGGAUAAAUCUAGAUAAACCACGUUCAUUUACUUGGGAGCGUAUUUACCUUCGUGCACAUGGUCAAACAUUAUAUCUAAUGAUUUGAGACACAUAGCACAGUAAUUUGAUGGUCUGGAACAGGAAUUACGUGCAAAAUCGAAUCAUGGAUCACAAUACUACUUUUACUUUAUGAAUAUGAUGAAAAUGGUGGACUUGUCUCCAAGUUCAAAUUAUUUAACUGGUAUUAAUAAAGUUCAAAGAAAUUGAUAAAAUAUCUAUGAAAAAAUAAUUAACUAAAUUAUCUCUUCUAGAGAAAUUCCUCUUCUCAAUGUCCUACACGUUACAUCCAUUUGGAAGUUUAACUUAUAUCUUUACUACAAAUGUACAAGUUUUGGAAAAAUACAAUUACUGGACGAACAAAGCAAAUAUAACUCAUCCAAUCUAGCCUAGUGCCAUAAUAAUAAAUAAAUAGAUACGAAUAAAAAUAAACGAAAUAAAUAUAUUCUUAUUGGUAUAGAAUUUUAGGUCAUG
This is a messenger RNA of Owenia fusiformis, 1147 nucleotides long. The record is from the annotation of a GenBank genome assembly. Lineage: Eukaryota; Metazoa; Annelida; Polychaeta; Sabellida; Oweniidae.